This is a messenger RNA of Vanessa atalanta (red admiral), 2378 nucleotides long. It is a transcript of the gene Seipin, whose product is annotated as seipin. Gene Ontology annotation, biological process: lipid droplet organization; lipid storage. The record is from RefSeq and is a predicted model, not a curated record. The coding region runs from base 311 to 1327 and encodes 338 amino acids. Gene Ontology annotation, cellular component: endoplasmic reticulum membrane. NCBI's taxonomy places the organism in Eukaryota, Metazoa, Arthropoda, Insecta, Lepidoptera, Nymphalidae. The transcript is spliced from 9 exons.
AAAUAACGAUAAUUUGUUUUGUUAUCGCCGAUUUUAAUAUACUUUAUUGUAAUUUGUAUUAUAAUUUAAGAUUAUGAUCAAAUAUUGAAUAACUUUUUAAAAAAUCUAUAUCAUGUUCGAAUGUUUAACCCGAUACCGUUAUCAAUUUCACCCUCCGGAACUUCUGAAGUUUAUCUAACCAAAUUAUCAUUGUUUUAAAUAUCAAAUCGACCUUAUCAGUUAUCUACCCCACAAUCCUAGAUCCGUUUCCUUGACCGAUUCAUUAUAUGUGCGAUAAUAAAUUGAAUGGUGUUUUAAUUUGUGUUUUAACAUGGCUGUUUUUGGAUAUAUGAAUCCCUUUAAAGUUUAUCGAGAUUUCGUUCGUAGCCCUAUCGAAUCUUUUGUUAGCGAACAGUACACGGGGUAUAAAAAGAAAACAAAUGAAAGUAUAACGAGUGUUAAAGAACUGUUAUAUAGAGCUGGUGUUGUUUCGGUAUUUUUGUCAGCAAUAUUGUGGAUUUCAAUAUUUUUAUACGUUGUGUUUUACUACACGUAUAUGCCGAAUGUUACACACGUGCGACCCGUGCAUUUGCAGUUCAAAUCAUGUGAUGAAAAUAUGGGUGUGUGUUCAUUUCCAUCGGCUCAUGUUCAACUCACACGAAGGACUCAUAUGUUGAUGUCAUCCCAGCCAUACCGAAUUAAACUUUUACUGGAAGUGCCCGAGUCUCAGAUCAAUAAGGACUUAGGUAUGUUUAUGGUCUGCGCACAGAUGCGAGCCUCGGGGGGCGUGUUAGUAUCAUCGUCCUGUAGAUCGGCUAUGCUGCGACAUCGAUCGAAAUUACACCAGAUAAUGCGGACAUUAGUUUACGCGCCUCUGUUAAUAUCAGGUUUUAAUGAAGAGAAACAAAUAAUUCAAGUGGAACUUUUCAGUGACUUCGAAGACGAUCAGACACUCCCAGUAACGGACGCAUACGUAGAGUUACAAUCGCGUUUCGUUCAAGUGUUGUCUUGCGAACUUCAGAUCGAAGCUCACUUCACAGGUCUACGUUACGUCAUGUACUACUGGCCGAAGACCUCCGCGCUCAUUGGUAUUUCCUCUAAUCUGUUCUUCGUAUCAUUAAUGUUCAUACUGAGCUGGUACCACUUACAAGAUGGUCUCCCAGAUUUUAUUAAGAACAAAUUGGGAAUAGAGAUAAAGAAUGAGAAAGAGGACGACGACAAGAAAUUCUUUGGAAAAGUGAAAUUGGAACGAGAAGACUCUUUUCCGUUCAUCGAAGAAGAGACCCUUCUAGAAGAGUUCCAAAGAUUAGAGGAGAAGAAGAAAUCUAUAUCGCCGACGGCCGAAUGAGGACGGUUAAUUAUAUUGGAGAAAUUAGCGUAAGACUGAUAUUUUAAGACAAAUUAAUUAAUAAAUGUUUUAAAUUUGAUUUUUUAAUAAAUGGGUUGUAUUAAUAUUGUUUGUUAUUAACUGGGAGUAGACUAUGUUAGUCGGUUAUAAAUGUCCAAAUACGAAAGUUUUUUAAUUAUAUUAAUGGUUUUAUCUAAUUUAUAUUUUCUGAUUGUAAAUUGUUUUUUUAUUAAAGUUUUAAAAGAAAAACACUUAUACAAUUUUACAAUGUGACAGCUAACGUCCGCCAUCUUGAUAUCCGUUGACGUCAUAAUAUAGGAUACAAUGACAGGUUUAGGGAAUAAAUUACAUGUAAACUCUUAAGUCAUUUAUUUUUUGUACAAUAUAAAAAAUAUAUUACUACAUUUCCGAAGUAUAAAAAUCCAUCCAAAAAUUAAAAUAAUUCAGAAAAUGUACAUUAAUUUUUCAAUUUAUAUGUGAUAUAAUGUUUGUUUUUUUUGGUAUGUGUUUAGUUAGUAUGGCAAAAAUUCAGCUAGUGGUGUCGAUGUAAAUGGUUAAUCACCAUCACAAUCGCAUUCGUUACCUCGAAUCCACAGGAGCACUUAGUCUUAUGGAACAUAAGGCAAAAUGUCGUUACCAGAAAAAUCUAUCACCGGCAUCCGAGCAUCAUAGAAAAAGAAAUCGAAGACUCUUAUUUUGUAUUUUCCAGGUUUAGGGAAAUCGUAGGGAUUCCCUUGAAUAUGUGUAGUCGUCCAAUCAUAACGAGCUUUCAUAGUAGACAAAGGAAUGCUUAUAAACUUUAAGAAGUAGUAAAACCUUCAUGAAUAUAUUUUGACUUCUUGUAAUGUAAUGUUCUUCGAUAUUCUGUAGUUCAAUAUUAUGAUGUCAAAAUUAAUAUUUUCGAAUUAUUGUAAGAAAAAUUUGUACCGCCCAAAUAAACUGCUUUAUUAUCUAGUUUUAGUGUGUUUUGUUUUUCUAGAUCGUUCAUGCUACACAGACAUAGAAAAUUAUGUAAUUAUUAUUCGUAUCUAUAUUAUUGGAAAAUAAUCUA